This is a messenger RNA of Dendrobium catenatum, 2711 nucleotides long. RefSeq names its product DNA replication licensing factor MCM3-like. The transcript is spliced from 16 exons. The record is from RefSeq and is a predicted model, not a curated record. NCBI's taxonomy places the organism in Eukaryota, Viridiplantae, Streptophyta, Magnoliopsida, Asparagales, Orchidaceae. Gene Ontology annotation, cellular component: nucleus; MCM complex. Bases 94 to 2403 code for a protein of 769 amino acids. Gene Ontology annotation, molecular function: single-stranded DNA binding; ATP binding; single-stranded DNA helicase activity. Gene Ontology annotation, biological process: DNA replication; mitotic DNA replication initiation; double-strand break repair via break-induced replication.
GCUAAAACUUCAGCCGAUAUUCUGCUUCUCCUCUAUUUACUUUGUAUUCUCUUGCCACUGUCUCUGGGUUUGCGGUUCGAAGGAUCCGCUGCAAUGGAAGUCAACGAGGAUGUGAUGGCUGCGAAUAAGCGCGCCUUUCUGAAUUUCUUGGACGAAGAUGUGGGUAAGGGAUUUUACAUGAAGGCUAUAAGGGAUAUGGUCCAGAACAAGCGCUGUCGCCUUAUUCUCGGCAUGGAUGAUAUACGCAGCUAUAGUCUGGACCUUGCCCGAAGAUUGAUUCGGAAUCCGGGGGAUUUCAUACAACCAAUCUCCGAUGCCCUAACGGAAGUCACGCGAAAUGUGGACCCAAAAUACCUGAAGGAAGGGGAGAGAGUGCUCGCGGGAUUUAGCGGACCCUUUGGUUUCCACAAGGUUACGCCAAGGGAUCUCAUGUCCUCAUUCAUCGGAUCCAUGGUUUGUGUUGAAGGGAUCGUGACCAAGUGCUCUCUUGUAAGGCCAAAAGUUGUCAAAAGUGUUCACUACUGCCCCACAACCAGUUUAUUUACAUCUCGAGAGUAUAGAGACAUUACGUCCAUGACAGGCCUACCUACAGGUUCCGUGUAUCCAACAAGGGAUGAGAAUGGAAACUUACUGGUGACUGAAUAUGGAUUGUGUGAAUACAAGGACCAUCAAACACUUUCAAUGCAGGAAGUGCCUGAAAAUUCUGCUCCAGGACAACUUCCUAGAACAGUAGAUGUCAUCAUAGAGGAUGACCUGGUGGAUUCUUGCAAGCCGGGGGAUCGUGUGUCAAUUGUAGGGAUAUAUAAAGCUCUUCCUGGAAAAAGUAAAGGCAGUUUAAAUGGGGUGUUCAGGACCGUUCUCAUAGCCAAUAAUGUUUCUCUUCUCAACAAGGAGGCAAAUGCUCCAAUAUAUUCACUGGAGGACCUAAAGCGAAUGAAAGAAAUAGCCAAGAGAAAUGAUACAUUCGAUCUAUUGGGGAAUUCAGUAGCGCCUUCAAUAUAUGGUCAUUUGUGGAUCAAGAAAGCAGUUAUAUUACUGAUGCUUGGAGGUGUGGAAAAAAAUCUGAAAAAUGGAACACAUUUGAGAGGUGAUAUCAAUAUGAUGAUGGUUGGUGAUCCUUCGGUUGCCAAAUCUCAGCUUUUAAGAGCAGUCAUGAACAUUGCCCCAUUGGCUAUUUCGACUACUGGUCGGGGUUCCUCUGGUGUUGGCUUGACUGCUGCUGUUACUUCUGACCAGGAAACUGGGGAGAAAAGGCUUGAAGCUGGCGCCAUGGUUCUUGCUGAUCGAGGUGUUGUUUGUAUUGAUGAGUUUGAUAAAAUGAAUGAUCAAGAUCGUGUUUCUAUCCAUGAAGUUAUGGAACAACAAACAGUAACAAUCGCCAAAGCAGGAAUUCAUGCAUCAUUAAAUGCUAGGUGCAGUGUGAUAGCUGCUGCAAAUCCGAUAUAUGGAACUUAUGAUCGAUCGUUAACACCAACGAAGAAUAUUGGACUUCCAGACUCAUUGCUUUCUCGUUUUGACCUGCUUUUUAUCGUCCUCGAUCAAAUGGACCCUGAAAUUGAUCGUCAAAUCGCAGAACAUGUCUCUCACAUGCAUAGAUAUUGCACAGAUGAUGGAGGAAUUGGAGCCUUUGAAAAAGGUGCUCGAUACACUGAAGAAGAUGAUGGUGAUGUCAAUGCGCCCAUUUUUGUAAAGUAUGAUCGUGUACUUCAUGGCCAUGAAAAGAAGAGGGGUAAAAGGCAGAAGAAUGAGAGACUCACUAUUAAGUUCUUAAAGAAGUAUGUUCACUAUGCUAAAAAUAGGAUUCAGCCCAAGCUCACAGAUGAGGCAGCUGAUCAUAUUGCAACUCUAUACGCAGAACUUAGGGAUGCUAGUGCAAGUGCAAAGUCUGGAGGAGGUACACUUCCAAUCACAGCAAGAACUUUAGAGACUAUCAUACGUCUCUCUACCGCUCAUGCCAAAUUAAAGUUAAGGAAUGAGGUUUUGAAGGGAGACGUAGAAGCUGCUCUUAUGGUUUUAAACUUUGCUAUAUAUCAUAAGGAGUUAACUGACAUGGAAGAGCGUGAACAAAGGGAAAGAGAGAUGGAGAUGAAGCAGAAGGCUGAUCAUGAUCCUGGCCAUGAUGCUGAUAUGGAUGGAAGCAGAACAGAUGCCAUGGAAGUAGAUGAAGUCCCUGAAGUAGAAACAGAUGAAAUUUCUCCAGAAAGGAUCGAGGCAUUUGAAACCAUUUUGGGGCAACAUGUGCUUGCUAAUCACCUCGAUCAAAUCUCUAUAUCAGAAGUUGAACGCUUAGUUAAUCGUGAAGCACCUGCGCCCUACACUAGGCGGCAAGUUGAAUCUAUCUUGGAGAGAAUGCAAGAUGCCAACAGAAUAAUGAUAAGAGAUGGAAUUUUGAGAAUUAUUUAAGUCGGCUCUGAAAUGUUGUAGAAACUACAAGGUAACAUGCAGCAGAUGAUUUCAGCAUUUUUCCUAUUUGUUGCAGUCAAGAACCGUCAGAUACCCAUAUGAAGCUUGAAGUUUGGUUAUUGUGUGAGCUCUGUUAUAUAUACGAGCAUGCCGUUAACCUCAUGCAGAGUAGUCCGUUAAAAACAGUUUGAAAUCAUUGAAUGUUUGAAGAAGUUAUGAUGAAAUUAAGAAAAUUUCUUUUCUAAGGAUGAGUUGCACCAUUAAUGUACACUCGACAUCACUGUUCUUCUAUUUGAUUGUUCAAGCGA